Messenger RNA from Dioszegia hungarica, 1674 nucleotides. RefSeq lists its product as uncharacterized. Lineage: Eukaryota; Fungi; Basidiomycota; Tremellomycetes; Tremellales; Bulleribasidiaceae. The transcript has 6 exons. Gene Ontology annotation, molecular function: zinc ion binding; cysteine-type deubiquitinase activity. The coding region runs from base 1 to 1674 and encodes 557 amino acids. Gene Ontology annotation, biological process: protein deubiquitination; spliceosomal complex assembly; mRNA processing. The record is from RefSeq and is a predicted model, not a curated record.
AUGCCGCCCUCACCACUGUCAUCUCCACCCGCUGCCAAGCGACAACGUACGGAAGCAACGAACGGGUCUACUCCCGCUGAGGUAUCGAAUGGAACAGGCCCCCAGACCAACGGCGGUGACCCAAUAGCAGCGAAUGGGAGCGCCUCUUCCGCACCGGUCGUGUCGUCUGCGCCGGUCAUGGUUCGCGACACCGUGGAAAGCGAUGAAGAGCCAGAAGAGGUGGUCGCGCGGGAAGAGGAGGACCUGGGGCACAGAGAUAUGUACCUCGACACGGUGAACAGGGUGAACCUCGACUUUGACUUUGAACGGCUCUGUUCCAAGAGCUUGAGCAAUAUCAACGUGUACGCGUGUCUUGUCUGCGGAAAGUACUUUCAAGGACGAGGUCGAGGGAGCUGGGCGUAUCGACAUGCAGUGGGAGACAACCAUCGAGUGUGGUUGAACUUGGCGACCGAGAAGUUCUACGUCUUGCCUGAAGGAUAUCAAGUCACCGACCCCUCCUUGAACGACAUCAUAUCCGUCCUCAACCCCCGCUUCAAACCCUCCGCUCUCCCUGCGCUCACCCACCUCCCCGCCAAGCCCGCCUAUACACUCUCCAGUACCCCCUUCGUCCCCGGCUACAUUGGCAUCAACAACGUCAAGAAGAAUGACUACCUCACCGUCAUUCUCCAUCUGCUGCUCCACAUCCCGCCCGUCCGUUCGUUCCUCCUCGAUCCGACCACGCCGGAGUUGCAGCCCACGACAAAACCGACGGAGCUCAUUACGCGUCUCGCGACCCUGACGAGGCGAUUAUGGAACCCCAAACUCUUCAAGGCGCAGAUCAGCCCGCACGAGUUUUUGCAGGAGGUGAACAAGAGGUCGAAUGGGAAGUUCAAGAUGACAGAGCAAGGGGAUCCGGUGGAGUUUCUGGGAUGGCUGGUGAAUACCUUGCAUCGGGAUCUGGGGGGAACCAAGAAGAGGGGAAGUAGUGUGAUUUACAGGGCGUUGCAAGGGAUGGUGAGGAUAGAGAAUCAGCAGGUGAUUAUACACAAGGAGUAUGCUCGGCCGAUGUUUGAUAUUUCGAGAGAUAUCCAAGCAAUAUCCUCGCCGUUCCUCUUCCUCGCUCUCGACCUCCCCGCCACUCCACUCUUCCAGGACCAGAACGAAAAGAAGAUCAUCCCUCAAGUCCCGCUCUCAGCUAUCCUCGCCAAGUUUGACGGCAAGACAACCCAGGAGUUCGGACCCACCUUGAAGAGGCAUCACCUGACUGCUCUACCGCCAUACCUCAUCCUCCAUAUCAAGCGGUUCACCAAGAACAACUUUGUGGAGGAACGGAAUCCAACUAUCGUCAACUUUCCCCUGCGCGGUGUGGACCUGAAUGACUAUGUCGAUCCGAAACCCUCAUCACCCAUCUCAACAAUCUACGACCUCGUUUCCAAUAUCUCCCUGGAUACCACCGCCGCGUCCACCUCAUCCUCCGGCACUGGCCCCGGGGUGACUGCCAAGUCGAUGAAGAAGGCGCAAGAGGAUGAGCAGGGGAUGACGUGGAAGAUCCAUUGUCGGGCUGGACGGGGUGGUGGGGAUGAAGAAAAGUGGUUUGAGAUGCAGGAUUUGAGGGUGGAGGAGGUUAGGAAGGAGAUGGUCUUCUUGGGGGAGACGGUGGUGCAGGUUUGGGAAAGGAGGGAUGUGGGGCAAUAG